AUGAAGUCGUUCAUUGCGCUGGUCCUGUGUGUUGCAGCCUUUGCGACCCAAACGUUUGCACUUCCCACUGAUUGCGUGAAGCAUGCUUCCAACGUGGACCGCCACACCGUCCGGCUGUACGAUACCCAAGGGCUUCACUACGAGCUAGGUGCAAACUGUCUUGCUAAGCAAUUUCAUCCAACGGAAGUUUUGAACUAUCCCCGCCGAAGCUGCAGCUGUGGCAAUUGUUUCUCCUGCAGAAACUCGUACUACCCGCACCACCCAUACCAUUACGGGUAUGAGCCAUACUGGUCACGCCAGGCAUUCUAA
Messenger RNA from Anopheles marshallii, 309 nucleotides. RefSeq lists its product as uncharacterized. The transcript has 2 exons. Bases 1 to 309 code for a protein of 102 amino acids. Lineage: Eukaryota; Metazoa; Arthropoda; Insecta; Diptera; Culicidae. The record is from RefSeq and is a predicted model, not a curated record.